GUCGUUUGCAGGAGUCGCGGGAAUGGAUAUGAUAUACACGCUGUUCUGCGGACUGUGCAUGGUCAGUCUGUCACUUUAUGCAAAACCCUUCACCACAGUCCAGUACAAGUCUACAAAAGCCCUCCCAGCAGAGAACAGGAGCGCGAGACCUGCGAGGAAUGAAACGGUGGAGGCGCGAGGGUCCAACAGGUCUCGCGCUGCGAAGGAACCGCACGAGCUGAACACGAACGUCAAGGGAGCGAAACAGCGACCUGCAUCAGGCGAUCAGUCCAAUUCACGCAACAAACAACCCCCUAAAAACAGAGAAAAACGAAAAAAUUGCUUCGGUUUCAAGAUGGAUAGAAUCAGUGAUAUCAGUGGAAUGGGCUGUAAGAAUGACUGAGGUGCAGUGUUGUGCAGAAAUGGACUAAUUACCCAUGCAUCAUGGAUUAAUAAUGAGUUGCUGGGACAUAUACUCUAAAAAAAAGUUUCUACAAUUAUUAUUUACAUCAUCCAUUGAACCAUCGUCUUAUCAUGAACAUUUUCCGCUGUAAAGAGAUUAAGUGCUUGAUGAUGUGACAUCUUUAAACCACCAUUUGGGACUUGUGCUAUUUAUUUUUUUACAAAUUUACAAACUACAGCGGCAUGUUUGAGAUACAAGUUGGAUCUCUUAACAAAAUUGUACUUUUAUAUUGUACCUAUAAAAAUUGUCACAUCACUGUGGAAGAAAUAUGCAAUAAAUGAUCAAAAAUU
Triplophysa rosa is the source of this 732-nucleotide messenger RNA. RefSeq names its product C-type natriuretic peptide 4-like. The record is from RefSeq and is a predicted model, not a curated record. The coding region runs from base 23 to 382 and encodes 119 amino acids. Gene Ontology annotation, biological process: cGMP biosynthetic process; receptor guanylyl cyclase signaling pathway. The transcript has 2 exons. Gene Ontology annotation, molecular function: hormone activity; hormone receptor binding. Gene Ontology annotation, cellular component: extracellular region. NCBI's taxonomy places the organism in Eukaryota, Metazoa, Chordata, Actinopteri, Cypriniformes, Nemacheilidae.